AUUCCUGCCGUUAAAAACUCAAUUUUAAUUUAGUGUUUUUUAUUAAAUAAUUUUUUAUAAAGUAUUACUUAAUUAAUUACAAGUAUUAUUUCCCUUACCGUCUAUUGUAGAUAAAAUUUUUCAAUAAAGUGUAACAAAAAGUGUGCAUACAAAUUAAAAGAUUUUAAGACUUUGCAAGUAUGCAUCCAAUUCGAUUCGCCUGGACAGAGAUAAGGUGAAGUACACCGUUUACUUUGAAUUGGGUAAACAUUUCAAAAACAUCAGCUGUUUGAAACUUCUAUGUGUCCUGUUGCAAAUAUUUUCCGCGUUGCAUUGCGCAGGAGCAGGACAAAUGUCAAAUGAAAAAUCGAUAAAGCUUUUUUCCUCGCAUCAAGUAGUGUAUGUGCUAAAGAACUUCUUUCACUUGUUGGUAAAUAAUCAAUCAAAAUUAAUUAGAUAACUAAUAUCUAAACUUCCAUAACAAAAAAAAAAAAACAAAAUUGUGUUACUCAGCGCUUAAACAGCUUGCAGCUCAUUUGAAGCGCACAAACGCUUUGCUUACAUCACCCAAUUAAUGGCAGCAGCAUGAAUCCAGUGCCAAAUCGCGAGUAUAUCGAAGUGUGCGCUGCCGCCAUACACCACCAUCAGCAGCAUCCGUAUCCACAGCAUCAGCAUCAACAUCAUCAGCACCAUCAGCAGCAUCAAGCAGUCGCACUCAAUACGUUGCUGAACAACGCACCGCCCCCACCACCGCCACCCGUACAACUCCCACACCCGCACGAGCUGAAGGCGCCACCACAUGAGCAUCAGCCACACUGCAAGCAACAGUGUUUUGUUUUCACAGAGAUUGCGGACAUUGAACUGCCGCCGGAGAUCACAAAGCUCGGCGGUGAGAAGUUGAAGAAUGGCGCCAUCGCCGCUGCCGCAUACAAAAUGAGCGCGUGCAGUGAUAGUGGCAGUGAGCCCAGCCGUUCGUCGCGCAAUCGUCGCCUCAUUGUGGUGCUCGGUAUAAUGUUGGUGUGCAUAGCAAUGGCUGGUGGCAUCCCAUUGGCGCUGCAGUUACGCUCUUCCUCACUGUUGGAGGCUCGUCUGGCGUUCAUCCGUCGUUUGUUGACCGAGUCACCAUUGAUUGAGGGCUCCUCCUGGCAGCCACCAAUGCGUGAUCCUGUGAAUCGCUCGAGCAGUGGUCUGUUGAAUGAGGUGCGUCGCAAUCAUGUGGGCGCUGUGUUCUGGCCAAUCUCAGUGCCAUGUGGCGCUCAGUAUUUGGAUGCGGUGCAGCUGGCGUUGGAGGGCAUAGAUGAGGCGCGUCGCAUAACCGCCAACACAGAUGCUUUGCACAUCGUGCUCUCCGCUGACGAAAUGGAACAGACGCAUAUACGUGGCGAGGUCGCUGUAAUGUUGGGUCUAGGAGGCGGCCAUACAUUGGGCGCUAGCCUAGCGGUGCUGCGCUCGAUGUAUCUGCUCGGCGCGCGCUUUGUAUCGAUCACUAGUUUGGAAUGCACUACACCAUGGGCCGCCGCUUGCAUACGCAGCCAUGACUAUCUCUUCGAGGAAAACGCAACGCAUUCGAUAAACGAGUUCGGGAAGACUGUACUCUAUGAGAUGAACCGUUUGGGCAUGCUAGUUGAGAUUUCACAACUGUCGGAGGCGGCCAUGGUAACUGCCUUGCAUACCGCCAAGGCACCUGUUUUGCUUUUGAACGCCGUACCGAUCUCGCUCUGCAACAGCUCCAGCGUCGCCUCCAUACCCGAUCGUGUUUUGAGCUUGCUCUCGGACAAUGGCGGCGUUAUAAUGCUGAACUUGGAACGUUGCGACGAGCGUCGCUUCUCGGUGCGCGAGGCAAUCAACGCUAUUAACUAUGUGCGUAAGGUGGCUGGCGUGGAUCACAUUGGACUUGGUGGCGCGCCCAAAAGCUAUGCUUUUCUACUCGCUGAACUGGCACGCGAUCGCGUUUGGGGUAAUGCGGCCAUCAAGAAGUUAAUUGGCGGUAAUGUGGUGCGUAUUUUACGUGAAGUGGAGACACUGAAGAAUCGUUUACCGUUAUAUGAGGAUUGGAUACCACGCGAACUGGUGGAGAGCACAUCAUAUUGUCGCUACCCCGAGACAUAAGCGAGUUAUAUGAGUAAAUAACUCAUGGAACGAGAAUACAAAAUAUUUUGUUGGAGUUUUUUGUUAGUGUAUGCACAAAAACAGUUAAUCCCACCCACCCAAACCCCACUACGUUUACCUAUAUGACAUAAAUGCAUGCAUAUUCGAAUAGGGAUACAUACAAACAAACAUAUAAUACUAUAGAUAGCCUGAUAGCUAUUAGAUAUUCUCAAUAUGACUAGUUACAUUAAGACUAGUUACUAAUUACAUAUGUGUUAUAUGUACUAUAUUGAAUAUGUUUAUUGCUCUCUUUCGUUGUCUACUUUUCAAAACUCAGCGAAAGUAUUGUUUUGAAAUGUAAGAAGAAUAUAUUAACGAUUAUUAAUUAAUUCAUAUAAAAAUCAAUAAAAACCGAAAUGAAAAC
Zeugodacus cucurbitae (melon fly) is the source of this 2491-nucleotide messenger RNA. RefSeq names its product dipeptidase 2. Gene Ontology annotation, biological process: proteolysis. Bases 565 to 2088 code for a protein of 507 amino acids. The record is from RefSeq and is a predicted model, not a curated record. The transcript has 3 exons. Gene Ontology annotation, molecular function: metallodipeptidase activity. Lineage: Eukaryota; Metazoa; Arthropoda; Insecta; Diptera; Tephritidae.